Terrapene triunguis (Three-toed box turtle) is the source of this 288-nucleotide messenger RNA. RefSeq names its product C-type lectin domain family 2 member D-like. The transcript has 2 exons. NCBI's taxonomy places the organism in Eukaryota, Metazoa, Chordata, Testudines, Emydidae. The record is from RefSeq and is a predicted model, not a curated record. The coding region runs from base 1 to 282 and encodes 93 amino acids.
AUGCACCAUAAAGGCAUCUCCAAUCACUGGGUUGGACUCCGGAGGGAACCGGGCCAGCCCUGGAGAUGGGUGGAUGGCGCUGCAUUCGACCACCUGUUCACCGGGGCCUUUGGGAUUAAUCCUCUUCCUCUCCACUGCAGCUUUGAGGUCAGAGGAGCCGGACUCUGCGCUUACCUGGAUGACAGCGUUGUGAACAGCGCGGGCUGCGACACCGAGAGGAAGUGGGCCUGCAGCAAGCCAGACGGACAGACGGGGGGGAAGCAGAGAGACCCAAAGUGUUAAGAGCAG